Molecule: messenger RNA, 1241 nt
Organism: Danio aesculapii
Lineage: Eukaryota; Metazoa; Chordata; Actinopteri; Cypriniformes; Danionidae
Gene: gpr185a
Product: G protein-coupled receptor 185 a
Exons: 2
Coding region: 85-1065 (326 amino acids)
Biological process (GO): G protein-coupled receptor signaling pathway
Cellular component (GO): membrane
Molecular function (GO): G protein-coupled receptor activity
Source: RefSeq, a predicted model, not a curated record
AUGUAUUCCUCAUCUUCACUGGAUGGACGAGGGAUGGAGACACGAGUCUGUUCUGAGUGAAUCACUCUUCUUUAUUAAUCAGCAAUGAAUGACCUGCUCCAGAACUCUUCUCUCCUGAACUGGGAUGUCCUGGAGGGAAGAAACGCGUCGCUUGCUCCACCCUGGGAGGUGGAGCCAAUCCCAGUCUUCAUCAACCCAUGGGACGUCCUGCUGUGCGUGACGGGAACGCUGAUGUCCUGUGAAAACGCAGUGGUCAUUGCACUAAUUGCCUAUACGCCCACGCUGAGAGCGCCUAUGUUCGUCCUCAUUGGGAGUCUGGCGUUUGCUGACCUCUUGGCCGGCCUGGGUCUAAUCCUUAAUUUUGUCAUAACCUACAUAAUCGACUCAGGAUUGGUUACUUUAUUGUCUGCAGGGCUUCUAAUCACAGCCUUUUCUGCAUCAGUGCUCAACAUUUUAGCAAUCACCGUAGACCGAUACCUAUCAUUGUAUAACGCAUUAACGUACCACACCGAACGCACCAUGACGUUUACGUACGUCACGCUAAUUUUAAUGUGGAUCGUUAGCGCUGCUCUCGGCUCGCUUCCAGUUUUGGGAUGGAAUUGUUUGGAAGACGAGAGCACCUGUAGCAUUUGUCGACCGGUGAAUAAAAACAACGCCGCAGCACUCGCCGUGUCCUUCCUUCUGAUUUUCGCUCUCAUUCUGCAGCUCUACCUGCAGAUUUGUAAGAUCGCUUUCCGGCAUGCGCAGCAAAUCGCAGUUCAGCGCCAAUUCAUGACUGCAUCGCAUGCAUCUUCCACCACCAAAGGAGUUUCAACAUUGACCACCAUUUUGGGGACUUUUGCGUUCUGCUGGAUCCCUCUUGCCAUGUAUUCGCUGGUGGCGGACACGCGGUCACCGGUGAUUUACACGUACCUCACAGCUCUUCCGGCAAUCUGCCACUCCAUCAUCAACCCUAUGAUAUAUGCAUUCAGGAACCCGGAGAUUCUGCGAUCUUUAAGGAUUGCUUGUUGUGGAUGCAUGCCUUAUAGUUUCAGCGUGCGACCCAGGACACCCAGCGACGUGUAGCAGCGCGCCUUCUGAAGAAAGCACAAUCACACUGCAAUUAAAUGCUUUUUAUUUACUUUGAAUUCUCUUUGAAGUCUUGUUUCUAGUCCAAAUAUCUAAAAUAUUUAUAAUCAGAAAUCAUUUUAUUAGACAAGUUCAAAUUUUGGUCUUGAUUUCAUGUAACCCCGCUGGUCCUA